This is a messenger RNA of Caenorhabditis angaria, 1580 nucleotides long. The record is from the annotation of a GenBank genome assembly. NCBI's taxonomy places the organism in Eukaryota, Metazoa, Nematoda, Chromadorea, Rhabditida, Rhabditidae.
AUGCAAAUGUUACAAGAAGUUUGUUUGGUUUAUUUUUUGAAUCUGAAAUAUUCAUAUUUUUCAGAAUGAUAAAUAUGAAGAUUUUAGCUCAAGUUGUAGUUUUGAAUCAACUGAAUCGGAUAGUAAAAGUAUGCCAUUUUCAAACGAAAUGAGUUCGAAAACUCAGAAAAAAUUUGAAAAUCUUCAAAAAAUUCUCGUAUUAAUUAUUGUUGGAAAUUUGUUGAUCUUGUUGAAUUUUAUUGGUGCUUUUAUAUUUUUGCUGGCUGAAUAUUUCGAAGACGAUAAAAAUCAUGAUGAUUUCAGCCAUUCGGAAUGUCUCAAAAAUUUUGAAACAAUUGAAAAUCUCGAUAUUUGUUUGAAAAAGUGAGUUUCUGGAAAUAUUUUGAUGAACUAUUCAUUCGUUUUUCUUCAAAAAAAAAAAGCAGAGCCUCAAAAAUCGAUACAUUUUCGCGUGCAUUUUUUUAUUGUUGGACAUUGUAUAGUACUGUAGGUUACGGUAAUAUUUAUCCAAGAAGUACGGUAGGAAAAAUUGCGACAAUUAUUUAUUCAAGUAUAGUUAUUCCGGUUUAUAUUUCAUUCAAAUUUGAAAUUGGAACUUAUAUUGCCUAUUUGAUGAUUUUUGUUUCAAAUAAAAUUGGAAAAUUUUUGAAUUGGUAAGUUUCUAUAAAUAUGUUUUUUUUUGUUGUUCCGGACUACAGUCUAGUCUAGUAAAAUAACUCUUUUUUAGGACCCGCGAUUAUUUGAUUCUUCUUAGCUCAUUUUUAUCGUGUUUAACAUUAGUUUUAUUAUCGAGUGUUUAUUUUUCGGUGAGUUGGAAUCCUAUUUUCAAAAAAAUUUUCUUUCAAAAAUUUCAGAUAAUUGAGAAAAUCUCAUAUUUUUCAUCAAUUUAUUUCUCGAUAAUUUCCAUGAAUUUGAUUGGACUCGGUGAUAUUGCGCCUGUCAAAACAUUUUAUUUCAUAAUCGGAUAUUUUCCAUGUUUUCUUAUUUUGGACGUUUUUUCGAGUCACUUUUUCUAUUUUGGACAAGCUCGGAUUCGACAAAUGGCCAAUUUUAUUGCUCAAAAAAUAUUAUGGAGACCUAAAAAAUCUCAAGAAAUAUCAAUAGAAAAAAUACCAAUUAUUAAUACACAAUGCAUGCCAAUGAGUGAGUGAAAAAUCGAAAAAAAAAGCUUUCCUCUUUGAAAAAAAAUAAAAUAAAUAAUGGGGGCGGAGCUUGCUGCAAUGAGGAAGAUAGAAGUGUGCGCUGCCUGUGGGGUGUCCGCGACAUGUUUGAUAGACCUUGAGAGAAUAAGAGAGAAACACUAGACAGAGGAAAGGAAGAUAACUCAAUCCAUUCUCUGAGUAAGAGACAAUGGUUAGACACGGGUGCGCUUGGGGAGUAUAGCGGAUUGUUUGAGUUCUUCGGACAAUUCGUUUCCCUCCGAAGAGACCGUUGGCUCAAAAGCUGAUUUUUGGGUCGGAUCCUCUAUUCUAAAUGAUAAAUACAAAAAUGAAAUAUUAUUUUUAGAUGUACUCGAUUGUGAAGAUGCGGAAAUUUCACUUUUACAAACUGCGCGAGAAGCUUCAAGCAUAUUUGAAUGA